CAAUUUUGAAUUAUUUUCCGUUUUUUUUGUUUUUUUCCCUCACCGAUUGCAUCGACUUGGCCAUGACGCAAUGAAAUAGCUUGGCUUUCCAGGUUUACUUUCCCAAAGUUUUCUAGGAUGCUCCCUUUUGGCCAAAAAAGAGACCUUUCCUAUUUUUCCCCUUUUUCUUUCCAAGCCACAUCCUUGCAUCCUGAGGACUUUUCCCCCCAUUGGUUUCCGAAGCCUCCAAGCUGGGACUUUCAACCUUCUUGGCAACUUUUGACAGUACUAAAUACCUGGGCAUAGGACCUCCCAGCAACCCCAGCUGGACCUUUUUGCUUUUCCUUUGCUCCUUUUCCCAAAUCGGAAAGAUGAUGAGGAACACCGAGGAGGAAUGCCAAGGCGAGGAAGAGGCUUCCUUCCACAGCAACGCUUCCAGCCACUCGGCAUCAGAGGAGGCUUCGGGAUCGGAUUCAGCAAGCCCAUCCGAUAGCGAGCAAGCCAGCGAACAUGGCAGCGAGUCCAAUAGCAGCUUGGAAAGCUCAGAAAGCCAGUCGGAAUCUGAAAGCGAGUCGACAGGGUCGAAAUCCCAGCAGACGCCUCCGGAAGCCAAAGAUAAGCCGGCCUCCAAGAAAGAAAGGAUAGCUGAUGUCAAGAAAAUGUGGGAAGAAUAUCCCGAUGUUUAUGGGGUGAGGAGGUCAAACCGAAGCAGGCAGGAGCCCUCCCGUUUUAAUAUAAAUGAAGAGACGGAGGUAAUGAGGCCCAGGAAAGUUCAGAAUCAGACUGAAAAUGUCAAAGUUGGAAGUCCAAAGGGAAAUAGUGAAUCCGAGAGCGAAAGCCCCAAAAGAAGAAGCCAGAAGCCAACGAGGAAAAGAGACAAAUGGAAGACGGAUGGGACUGAGGAUGAUGAUGAAGAUGAAGAUGGACAGGAACAAGAGACCAGUGCUGACAGUGAACCUGAGCAGAAGAAAGUCAGAGCCAGGAGACCUGUCCUGAGGAGAGCAGUGGUCAAAACGAUUGCAAAGAAAGCCCUUAGGCCCCAACGUGGGAAGCGGCGAAGGAAAACGGAGUCCUCUGAGGAUGAUGAUGAUGACGAUGAUGAUGAAGCGCCCAAAAGGCAGACCCGGCGGCGAGCGGCCAAAAAUGUCAGUUAUAAAGAGGAUGAUGACUUUGAGACCGAUUCCGAUGACCUGAUUGAGAUGACUGGAGAAGGAGUCGAAGAGCAGCAGGACAACAGCGAAACAAUUGAGAAAGUGCUCGAUGGGAGGAUUGGCAAAAAAGGAGCCGUCGGGGCUUCCACCACGGUCUAUGCCACCGAAGCCAAUGGCGACCCUUGUGCCGACUUUGACCCUGAGGCGGAGGAAGGGGAGGCCCAGUACCUGAUCAAGUGGAAGGGCUGGUCGCACAUCCACAGCACGUGGGAGAGCGAGGACUCCCUCCAGCAGCAGAAAGUGAAAGGCCUGAAGAAGCUGGAGAACUUCAAGAAGAAAGAGGAAGAAAUCAAGCAAUGGCUUGCAAAGGUGAGCCCAGAAGACGUGGAGUAUUAUAACUGCAAGCAAGAGUUGGCUGCUGAGUUGAACAAGCAAUACCAGAUUGUGGAAAGAGUGAUCGCUGUGAAGACAAGCAAGUCGGCAACACCUGGCUCUGAAUUUCCAGUUCAUAACCGCAAGCUGUCCUCUUCCUCCAAUGAACCCGAAUACCUUUGCAAGUGGAUGGGGCUCUCGUAUGCCGACUGCAGCUGGGAGGACGAAGCCCUGAUUUGCAAGAAAUUCCAGCAUUGCAUCGACAGCUUCAACAGUCGGAACAACUCCAAAACCAUGCCCACUCGGGACUGCAAGGUGCUGAAGCAGAGGCCUCGGUUUGUGGCAUUGAAGAAACAACCCUCUUAUAUUGGCGGGGAGAACCUGGAACUCCGGGAUUAUCAGCUAGAAGGCCUCAACUGGCUGGCCCAUUCAUGGUGCAAGAACAACAGCGUCAUCCUAGCUGACGAGAUGGGCCUGGGGAAGACCAUCCAGACGAUCUCCUUCCUCUCUUACCUCUUCCACCAGCAUCAGCUGUAUGGCCCCUUCCUGAUCGUGGUCCCCUUGUCAACGCUGACCUCCUGGCAGAGGGAGUUUGAGAGCUGGGCCCCAGAGAUCAACGUGGUCGUAUACAUCGGGGAUCAGAUGAGCAGGAAUGCUAUCCGUGAAUACGAGUGGGUCCAUGCUCAGAGCAAACGGCUGAAAUUCAACGUACUCAUCACAACGUAUGAGAUUCUUCUGAAGGACAAGACUGUUUUGGGGAGCAUUAACUGGGCCUUCCUGGGUGUGGAUGAAGCCCACCGCUUGAAGAAUGACGACUCCUUGCUGUACAAGACGUUGAUCGACUUCAAGUCCAACCACCGGCUGCUCAUUACAGGGACUCCUCUGCAGAACUCCCUCAAAGAGCUCUGGUCCCUCCUGCAUUUCAUCAUGCCGGAGAAGUUUGAAUUCUGGGAAGAUUUUGAAGAUGAGCAUGGGAAGGGGCGAGAUAACGGGUACCAGAGCCUCCACAAAGUCCUGGAGCCCUUCCUCCUGCGCAGGGUGAAGAAGGAUGUGGAGAAGUCUCUCCCCGCCAAAGUGGAGCAGAUUCUUCGGGUCGAGAUGUCUGCCCUCCAGAAGCAGUAUUACAAGUGGAUCUUAACAAGGAACUACAAAGCCCUUUCCAAGGGGACCCGUGGCAGUACUUCUGGCUUCUUGAACAUAGUGAUGGAGCUGAAGAAGUGUUGCAACCAUUGCUAUCUGAUCAAAUCUCCUGAGGAGAAUGAGAGGGAGAACAACCAGGAGCUGCUCUUGUCUCUGAUCAGGAGCAGCGGGAAACUCAUCCUCUUGGACAAACUGCUGAGCCGGCUACGGGAAAGGGGCAACCGAGUCCUCAUCUUCUCCCAAAUGGUGCGGAUGCUGGACAUCUUGGCAGAGUACUUAACCAUUAAGCACUACCCAUUCCAGCGGCUGGACGGCUCGAUCAAAGGCGAGAUCCGGAAGCAGGCUCUGGAUCACUUCAACGCCGAGGGCUCAGAGGACUUCUGUUUCUUGUUGUCCACACGAGCCGGAGGACUGGGCAUUAACUUGGCAUCGGCAGACACUGUGGUGAUCUUUGAUUCGGACUGGAACCCACAGAAUGACUUGCAGGCCCAGGCCCGGGCUCACCGGAUCGGGCAGAAGAAGCAGGUGAACAUCUACCGUUUGGUUACAAAAGGGACAGUGGAAGAGGAGAUCAUUGAAAGAGCCAAGAAGAAGAUGGUGCUGGACCAUCUGGUGAUACAGCGCAUGGACACCACCGGCCGGACCGUUCUGGACAACAACUCUGGAAGAACCAACUCAAACCCUUUUAACAAGGAAGAGCUGACUGCCAUCUUGAAGUUUGGGGCAGAAGACCUCUUCAAGGAACCGGAAGGGGAAGAAUCAGAGCCUCAGGAAAUGGACAUUGAAGAAAUCCUUCGCUUGGCGGAAACACGAGAGAACGAAGCCUCCAACAGCGCAACGGAUGAGCUUCUCUCCCAAUUUAAGGUUGCAAAUUUUGCCACAAUGGGAGAGGAGGAAGCCGAGCUGGAGGAGAGCUCUCAGAAAGACUGGGAUGAUAUCAUCCCUGAGGAGCAGCGGAAGAAAGCGGAAGAGGAGGAGCGGCAGAAGGAGCUGGAGGAGAUAUACAUGCUUCCCAGAAUCCGCAGCUCUGCCAAAAAGGCUCAAGCCAACGACAGCGAUUCGGACAACGAGAUGAAGAGGAAGCUGGAGCAGAGGUCUUCUGCCUCCGAGAGCGAGACCGAGGAUUCGGACGACGACAAGAGGCCCAAGCGCCGAGGGCGACCCCGUAGCGUCCGGAAGGACACGGUGGAAGGGUUCACUGACACCGAAAUCAGGAGGUUCAUUAAAGCCUAUAAGAAGUUCGGAGUCCCUCUGGAGCGGCUGGAGUGUGUUGCCCGAGAUGCGGAGCUGGUGGACAAGUCGGUGGCUGAUCUGAAGCGUUUGGGGGAGCUUCUCCAUAACAGUUGUGCCCUAGCCAUGCAGGAGUACGAAGAGCAGCUGAAAGAUAACCCAGAAGCAGGCAAAGGACCAGGGAAGAGAAGGGGUCCCACCAUCAAGAUUUCUGGGGUUCAGGUGAACGUCAAAGCCAUCGUCCAGCAUGAAGAAGACUUUGCGAUGCUAAACCAGACCAUUCCCACCGACCCAGAGGAGAGAGCCAGGUUUCUACUGACUUGCCGAGCCAAAGCUGCCCAUUUCGAUGUCGAAUGGGGCUUGGAGGAUGACUCGCAUUUGCUGCUGGGAGUUUAUGAGCAUGGCUAUGGGAACUGGGAGCACAUCAAAUCAGACCCAGAGCUGAAACUCACUGACAAGAUCUUGCCAGUUGAGACGGACAAAAAGCCACAGGGCAAGCAGCUCCAGGCCCGGACUGACUAUUUGCUGAAACUGCUCAAGAAAGAUAUGGAGAAAAAGGAUACAGUGAAAGAGAUGGAGGAGGUCAAGGUGAGAAAGCGGAAGCCCCGUGCAAAGAAGGACACCAAGUCUCCCAAAGGCAGGGAUGAGCAGAGGAAUGAAGCCUCUCCUGGGCAUUCGGACAACCAUUCGGAAGAAGGCGAGGUCAAGGAGGAUGGGCGGGAUAAGAGUCCUGCAAAGAAGAAGCUGAAGAAGAAAGAGAGCAAGGAGAACAAAGACAAAGCGGCAGCCCUCAAGAAAGAAAAGGAGGGUGAGAAGGAGAGAAAGAAGGCCAAGGACAAAAAAGAGAAGCCGAAAGGCAGUGAGUCCAAAUUGGGAAAGAAAGUCAAGCGGUCUCAGGGCCCUGUCCACAUUACAGCCGGGAGUGAGCCCGUCCCUAUCGGUGAAGAUGAAGAGGAUGACUUGGACCAGGAGACCUUCAGCAUAUGCAAAGAGAGGAUGCGGCCUGUCAAGAAAGCUCUGAAGCAGCUGGACAAACCGGACCGAGGGCUCUCGGUUCAGGAACAACUGGAGCACACCCGCAGCUGCCUUCUGAAGAUUGGCGACCGCAUCUCCGAGUGCUUGAAAGAGUAUUCCGACCAGGAGCACACCAAGCUCUGGAGGAGGAACCUGUGGAUCUUUGUGUCCAAGUUCACGGAAUUUGAUGCGAGGAAGCUGCACAAGUUGUACAAGAUGGCGCACAAGAAGCGGUCCCAGGAUGAGGAGUUGGAGCAGCAGAAGAAAGAAGAUGCCACGGGAGGCAAGAAGAUGUUUCGCCCAGAGCCCUCUGGGUCCAACUGGGAUUCUGUGAUGUCUUCCUUGCCCCACGCCACUCCUCCUCCUCCUCCGAAGGUCCACCAUCCACUGCCCCAUCCUUCCCAGAUGCACGGGCACCAGCGUGACAACUAUAACCACCCAAAUAAAAGGCACUUCAGUAAUUCGGACCGAAGCGACUGGCAGCGGGACCGCAAGUUCAACUACGGCGGCAACACCAACCAAGGAUGGGGUGGAGAACGACACCAUCCAUACGAUCAGCACUGGUACAAAGAGCAGCACUAUGGAGACCGCCGCCCCCGCGGGGACCCUCAUCGCAGCUCGGGGAGCUACCGGCCAAACAACCCCUCCCGCAAGCGGCCCUAUGAACAGUACAAUAGUGACCGGGACCACCGGGGCCACCGCGACUACUAUGACCGGCACCACCACGAUUCCAAGCGGCGAAGAACCGAAGAGUUCCGUUCCCAGAAUUAUCACCAGCAAGAGUUCAGGCGGAUGUCUGACCAUCGGCCCCCCGUUGGCUACCAUGGCCAGGGGCCUUCAGACCACUACCGCCCUUUCCACCCGGAGAAGCCUAGUGAUUAUAAGCAGAUGUUCUCUGCUCCUCACUCCCAGCUCUCAGAUCCUCGCUCCCCGCCUUCACAGAAGUCCCCACAUGAUGCCAAGUCUCCCAUGGAUCACCGAUCCCCCCUGGAUAGGUCUUUAGAUCAGAAGAGCAAUCCUGAAUAUAAUUGGAGCAGCCGGAAAACAUAAGAACCCGGAGUUGAGAUGUUGCCAGAGGGAGAACUACCUCUGAGCUCACUUGUUCUGCGGCAAGCAGCAGUGCCCACUGGUUCAAUAUGCCCAGGACCAGAGACUAUGAAUGUGCUGCUCUUGGCUCCGUGUUUCUGAAGGGGAGCAACACCGGAGCUGGACGCGGUUGGGCAUCUGGAUUUCAUCCCACACUGGCUGGAUGUUGGGCAUUGGCUUCUCGGCAUGCCCCUGGGGCCCAUUGAGAAGGAAAGGCUCCCCCGAGUGCUGGUUUUUGUUUUUGAAUGUUGAGAAGGCUGACUUGGACUCCCAUGAAUAUUUCAUGUGGCUUGGACGGGUGACUUCUGAGGACAUGGAUGGAGCGGAAAGCAGAAAGUUGAGGGAGUCUGUCAAGAUUGAAGGUGCAACUGGAGACAGAAGGGGCAUCAAGUGGCUCCCUGAAAGAGAUUUGAAGCCAAAGAAGUGGAAGGAAAGGCAGAGCAGGAAGGAGACGCAGCUGCCUUGAAAGAUCCCACUGUCGGCUUGAGAGAGUUUUGUUGAUAGGACUUCUCUUUUGGUUUGUGAUGCCUCCCAAAAGGAAAAAAAAGACAUGGGGACACUGCCCCACCACACUCCCCAAACCUAUUGUUUUCUUUCCUGCAUUUUUCUCUCAUCCCCUUCAUAUCAAUUUCUCAGAAGAACCAAGUACAAGAAUAGGUUUUAUUGAGAUUGUCAGAAACCUUCUGAAUUUUGGGGACCUGUCUGGACAUGCCAAAAAAGACACCUCCACCCGCUUCUUCCCCUCUUUACUCUUCCAUAUAGAAAUGAAGGACUGGGCGAUGGGCCUCAAUGGGGCAUCAUUGGCGUUUCCUGCCGGUGGUUCUUGUGCCCUUGUGUUUCUUCCUCUCGGACUCUUGAAAAGAGCCUUGCGUCUGGCACAGACUUGUUUGCACAGGGAAAUAAAUGCCCUUCAAGGAACGGAACAGAGCUUGUGUUUGAUGCUUUGUGUUUGUGCGAAUCACAAGAUGCCCACCCUUACGUGUCAUGUUGGGAUACGGAAAGCACUUCUUCACCCUUCGAAGGGACAAUGUGAGCAGCAGAUGGACAUGCCAUUUUGUAUGGUGACGCAACAAGGCCAAAGUUGUGCAUUUGGCGAAUCCUUGGAGCAAUAGCUACUCCAUAAACUUUUUCACAAGUAGCAACUCCAAAGGAUCAUUGCUGGCCAUUCAUGGGGAGUCAGGAAUCUCCUCUUUGGAACGCCAGUCCCUGGUUUUGGUAAAUAUCCAAAGAGGAAGCUCACCAAGCUAUUCCAAAGUGUUCUGUCAACAACCAGCUAUGGAUUGAGGCUGAUAGGUUGGCUUGGGAGAAGCCCUAGAUUUGUUGCGGUUUUCCUGCGAAAUGAGAGACAAUCUCUGCUCCACAUCCAACACACACUUAUGCACUUUAUGCCCAAUGGGCAGGAGCUGGGACCAUUUGAUUAGGCCGCUUCCAAAAGGCUUAAGUGUUGGAUGGACCUGCAAAGGAGAAGGUGUGCAAACUUUUGAGUGCUUUGCCCUCGGCGUUUGGAAGGGUUUCAGGGUUGACGCAUGGGAUUGCACAUUCCAGGAACCACGUUUCGCCGCAUUUCGCUGAACUGUGUUGGUAGAAAAGACACUGUGGUAUUUCCUUUGAAGGUCCUUUCAUUUUCACAUAGGGCAGUUGUUGAUUUUUUUUAAAAAAAUGUCAAUUUCUUACACAUUGCCCUGAACUUAAACUGUGAAGGCAGGGACAGAGAAAGAGACUCUGCACUUUGUAAAGAAUGUGUUCGUUUGAGCAUUUCUCCUGCCAUUCUGUCAUGAAAUGUCACUACAAUGAUGAACUUUGUAUUCCCGUGCCAUAAUGUUGCCGUUCGCAAGAGGAUAGAUAAAAAAUGGUUGCUUUUGUAAAGAAAACCUUACAUUUAAAACAGUCCUAAAAAGUAUUAUGGGGAAGGAAUUUUGCCCCAAAUGGAAGGAGGUUUCCAAGUUGUGCACAAAUCAAGAGAGAGGGGUGUGUUUUGGAGAAAGACUCUGUAUGUCUUUGGGAAGGAAGAAAUUCACCUGUGGCUUUUCUCCUCCCCAAAUAUGGCAUGUUACCUAAAGGGCAGGGGAAUAUUUAUUGGGUUUUGUACUUUUAUACAGACAGGGAAAGACACAUGAGAAAAAUGUCUAUCUAUAGUGUUUCCAUACCAUUAAUUCUAGACCAACCUUGGGAGAGAAAAAUAAAUAGCAAUGGGAAGUCCAUACCACUAGAGGAGAAGGAGGCAGGAAAGCAGAGGGAAGCCCUGACAUGUUUCCAAAGUUACUUAUUUUGGCUUUCCUCCUCUUUCCAACUACUCAAACAUCUUGGGGUAAGCUGACCUUUCCUUUUCUGCUGUUUUGCCAAGAGCAGACUUAAACACGUACUGUUUGCAAUGAGCCAAAAGUCUGGGAAGAGCGUUGGACUGUUGACCAGUUGAGAUGGAGUCUCCAUAAAUUUGGGAUUUAUUAGAAAAUAACGUGUGGCCCCCAGCUUUCCUCCGCAUAGCAGUCUUGUCCUCUACUAUCUAUUUCCCCCAUCCAAUGUCCAGAGCUUGGGAGAACAUUGGCUCAUUAAAACUAUGGACUUAUUGGAGGGGAAACAAACAAACAAACAAGCCAGUCCCGUCACCGAAACAAACAAAACAAAAACAGUCAUUCAUAUUAAUUUAUAUUUGUGUCAACGCUUUGCCAGUGUCCGAGUGAUUUCUGAUGUAAAUAAGUUGUUUAUAAAGUAUGUAUUAAAAAGUUUUUUCUUACGCUGUAAAACAGGUUUACUUUGGAUUCUUCUAUAUUAAAAUGUGAGUUGGAUGUUUUCACAAA
Anolis sagrei ordinatus is the source of this 8770-nucleotide messenger RNA. It is a transcript of the gene CHD2, whose product is annotated as chromodomain helicase DNA binding protein 2. Gene Ontology annotation, molecular function: ATP hydrolysis activity; ATP-dependent chromatin remodeler activity; ATP binding. Gene Ontology annotation, cellular component: nucleus; chromatin. Gene Ontology annotation, biological process: nucleosome organization; regulation of transcription by RNA polymerase II. Lineage: Eukaryota; Metazoa; Chordata; Lepidosauria; Squamata; Anolidae. The record is from RefSeq and is a predicted model, not a curated record.